GAUCGCAAGAUCUACUUUGCUCUGACGGACCGCAUUGCCCGUACUGCCGACGAUGCUGGCGGUGAUGCCUGUACCAGCCUUGGCAACUACUGCGGCGGUACAUUCAAGGGUCUUCAGGGAAAGCUUGACUACAUCAAGGGCAUGGGAUUCGACGCCAUCUGGCUCACACCCGUUGUCAAGAACUCUGACGGCGGCUACCACGGAUAUUGGGCCACCAACCUCUACGACAUCAACGAGAACUACGGUACCGCUCAGGACCUCAAGGACCUGGUCAGCACCGCCCAUGAGAAGGGAAUCUACAUGAUGGUCGACGUUGUCGCUAACCACAUGGGCGACGGCGACAUUUCGACCUAUAGCCCCGAGCCGCUCAAUAAGGACAGCGCCUACCACUCUGAGUGCGAGAUUGACUACAGCAACCAGAACUCGAUUGAGAACUGCUGGAUUGCGGGACUUCCUGACGUCAACACGGAGUCUUCUGAUGUUCAGGCUGUCUUCUACGAGUGGAUUGGAUGGCUCGUCGAGGAGUAUGGCUUUGACGGCGUUCGCAUCGACACUGUCAAGCACGUCUACAAGGAGUUCUGGAAGCCCUUCUCCGAGGCUAGCGGCGUCUACACCAUUGGCGAGGUCUUUGAUGGCGGCGUCGACUACCUUGCCGGCUAUGAUGGUCUCUUGGGCGGCCUGCUCAACUAUGCCGUCUACUACCCGAUGAACGAGUUCUACCAGCAGACUGGCACAUCCCAGAGCCUCGCCGACAUGAUUGACGAGGUCAGCGAGAAGUUCGCCGAUCCCACUGCUCUCGGAACCUUCCUCGACAACCACGACAAUGCUCGCUGGCUCAGCACCAAGAACGACAAAUCUCUACUCAAAAACGCCCUCGCUUUCGUCAUUCUCUCUCGCGGUAUCCCUAUCGUCUACUAUGGAACUGAGCAGGGCUACUCUGGUGGGGCCGACCCCGCCAACCGCGAGGAUCUCUGGCGCAGCAACUUCAGCGAAGACUCCGACCUGUACACGGCCCUCACCGUCUUCAAUGAGGCUCGCGUUUCGGCCGGUGGUCUCGGCGGAAAUGACCACAGGCAUCUGUCCACUGAGGAUGGCGUCUACGCCUGGUCCCGCGCUGACGGUAUCCUCAUUGUCAUCACCACCAACGGAGGCUCCGGUAGCAGCGGUGACAGGUGCGUCGCCUCAGGUAUCAACAAUGGUUCCUGGAAUAUCCUUUACGGUGGAUCCGGCAAUGCUACUUCUGAUGGCAGUGGCCAGCUCUGCGUGAACAUCCAGGACGGUGCUCCCGUCAUCCUACUGGGUGCCUAG
Geosmithia morbida is the source of this 1308-nucleotide messenger RNA. RefSeq names its product alpha-amylase. The record is from RefSeq and is a predicted model, not a curated record. The transcript is spliced from 3 exons. Lineage: Eukaryota; Fungi; Ascomycota; Sordariomycetes; Hypocreales; Bionectriaceae. Gene Ontology annotation, biological process: carbohydrate metabolic process. Gene Ontology annotation, molecular function: alpha-amylase activity; calcium ion binding. The annotation marks the transcript as partial.